AUGGAGGGCGCUGCCUUGGCGCCGCUUGUCCUGCGGCUGCUCCUGCUGCUGGCCCUGCCGGGCGCCGCACGGCUGACCAGAGCCCCGGAGCCCCCACCCCAGACUCCCAAGGACAAUAUCAGAGUCAAUGUAACUACCCUGAUGGAUGAUGGGCAAGUAUCUAAAGAACAGGUUGUUCUUAACAUAACCUAUGAGAAUGGGCAGGUAUAUGUAAAUGACUUUCCUGUAAACAAUGGUGUAACCAGAAUAAGCUGUCAGACUUUAAUCGUGAAGAAUGAAAAUCUGGAAAAUGAGGAAAAAGAAUAUUUUGGAAUUGUCAGUGUAAGGAUUUUAGUUCAUGAGUGGCCUAUGACAUCUGGUUCCAGUUUGCAGCUAAUUGUCAUUCAAGAAGAGGUAGUAGAGAUUGAUGGAAAACAAACUCAACAAAAAGAUGUUACUGAAAUUGACUUUUUAGUUAAGAACAAGGGAGUCCUCAGACAUUCAAACUACACGCUUCCUUUGGAAGAAAGCAUGCUGUACUCCAUUUCCCGGGACAGUGACACUUUAUUUACCCUCCCUAACCUCUCCAGAAAAGAAAAUGUGGGUGCACUGCAGACCACCAGUCAGUACCUCAUAAGGAAUGUGGAAACCACCAUCGAAGAGGAUGCUUUACCUGGCAAACUACCCGAAACUCCUCUCAGAGCAGAGCCUCCAUCUUCAUAUAAGGUCAUGUGUCAGUGGAUGGAAAAGUUCAGGAAAGACCUGUGCAGGUUCUGGAACUCUCUUUUCCCUGUGUUCUUUAUGUUUCUCAAUGUCAUGGUGGUCGGAAUUACAGGAGCAGCUGUGGUAAUAACUAUCUUAAAGGUGCUUUUUCCAGUUUGUGAAUACAAAGGAAUUCUUCAGUUGGAUAAAAUCAAAGUUAUACCAGUGACAGCCAUCAACUUAUAUCCAGAUGAUCUUGAGAAAACAGCAAAAAGCCUCGAAGACAAAACACUUAUUUAA
Molecule: messenger RNA, 981 nt
Organism: Elephantulus edwardii (Cape elephant shrew)
Lineage: Eukaryota; Metazoa; Chordata; Mammalia; Macroscelidea; Macroscelididae
Gene: GINM1
Product: glycoprotein integral membrane 1
Exons: 8
Coding region: 1-981 (326 amino acids)
Source: RefSeq, a predicted model, not a curated record